AUGGAAGGAAAGAUCAAGGCUGUCAAGGAAGAGAUCAACAAUUUAGACAAAAUAGCAGAAUCUAAAGUUGUAUCGGCAUUUGAGGCGAACAGGAGAAGAGAGUUAUCAGCUGGAAUGCACAAACUAUUGAACCUCAACUGUAGUAUUCAAUGGAAGAAAUCGCGUGUGAAAUGGUUGAAAGAAGACAUAAACUCCAAAUACUUUCAUGGAUGUAUUAACAAUAGGAGGAAAAAUAAUGAGAUUAUGUCAUUAAAGAUCAAUGGCAGAGUAGUGAAAAAAGAUAAAGAGAUCAAAAGAAAAGUUCAUGAAUAG
Molecule: messenger RNA, 312 nt
Organism: Lathyrus sativus (Indian pea)
Lineage: Eukaryota; Viridiplantae; Streptophyta; Magnoliopsida; Fabales; Fabaceae
Source: the annotation of a GenBank genome assembly